Microtus oregoni (creeping vole) is the source of this 1837-nucleotide messenger RNA. RefSeq names its product transmembrane protein 237-like. Lineage: Eukaryota; Metazoa; Chordata; Mammalia; Rodentia; Cricetidae. The transcript has 13 exons. The record is from RefSeq and is a predicted model, not a curated record. Gene Ontology annotation, cellular component: ciliary transition zone. Gene Ontology annotation, biological process: cilium assembly. The coding region runs from base 65 to 1276 and encodes 403 amino acids.
UGGGCGGGGCGGGCGCGCGGGCGGGUGCUGCUCCCGCUGCUCCGCCGCGGGCCCUGGAGACGCGAUGGGGAAGAAGCAGGUGGUUAGCGAGGCUCAGCAUCCUCCACGAGCCCUGCCACCUGUGCCGAGUGUGAUUCAAGAAGAUGUACCGCCUAGCCAUCCUAAGAAGAAGAAACCCAGAGCGAAAAGCACGUUAGGUCCUGCUUCUUCGGAAGGCCUUGCUGAGCCCGUUGCCCAUAGGCGAUCUGAGAGCAGUGAACCACCAGCUGCGGAGCUCAAGGGACACCCAGAGGCUCCUGUUCCGAGGAGACAGAAGAAGAUCAGGCCGCCUCCUGAGUUGGAGACGUCCUUCAGUGAGAAGCCAUCCAGUCCAUCUUUACUGCGGAAUGAAAAUGGCAUCGAGAUGGAGCCGCCUGCGGAGGCCGUUCUUCCCAAACCGCGGAGGAAGGCAAAGAAAACCCAGCCAGCAGAACUACAGUAUGCUAAUGAGCUAGGCGUGGAAGAGGAAGACAUAAUUACGGAUGAGCAACGUACGCUAGAACAGCAUUCUCGGUUCACGGCACCCACUGGUGUCAGCCAGCCUGUCGGCAAAGUAUUUGUGGAAAAAAGCCGGAGGUUUCACGCGGCAGACCGUUCGGAGCUGAUAAAGACCACAGAAAACAUAGACGUGUCGAUGGACGUGAAGCCGUCCUGGACCACUCGGGAUGUGGCCCUCUCAGUGUACCGAGCUUUCAGGGUGAUUGGUCUGUUUUCUCACGGCUUCCUGGCUGGCUGUGCCGUGUGGAACAUUGUCGUGAUCUAUGUUCUGGCGGGAGACGAGCUGUCUGGCCUCUCCAACCUCCUGCAGCAGUACAAGCCCCUGGCGUACCCGUUGCAGAGCCUCCUCUACCUGCUGCUGGCUCUGAGCACUGUGUCAGCCUUUGACAGGACCGACUUUGCGAAAACCUCAGUAGCCAUCCGGAACUUCUUGGCACUGGAGCCCACAGCUUUAGCUUCUUUCUUGUACUUUGCUGCUCUAGUACUGUCUCUGAGUCAGCAGAUGACAAGUGACAGGAUCCACCUGUACACGCCGCCUGUUAACGGGAGCCUCUGGGCAGCAGAAACCGAGGAGCAGAUUCUUGUGCCGUGGAUCAUCGUGAACCUGGUAGUGGCCCUUCUGGUUGGGUUAUCCUGGCUCUUUUUGUCUCACAGACCAGCCAUGGAUCUUAGUGAAGAGCUGAUGUUCUUCUCUGACGUGGAAGAGUACCCUGAUAGGGGAAUCCAGGCGUCUUCAUAGUGCCAACACCGUCUCUGCAGCAAAGAACGCACUUCCUCGCUCUUGUUUUUAUAAGAUGUGUGCGUGCGUGUGUGUGUGUGUGCAAUUGAGCUUUUGUUAUAUGAUGCUGAAAGACUUGUGAAGAUUAUGAAAAACAUUUAAAUCGUACCUGGUCUUUAUACCCAGCAUUAAUUUCUAUAGUAUUGUCUGCCACCUUAGCGAUACAGGAGAUAAUGGGCUAAAAAAGCAGGGGGAAGUGUUUGAUCCUGUUCUCUCAAAUUUGCUAUAUUAAUAAUCAUAAUAAAAAGCACCAAUUUAGAAAAGCCAUAACUUCAGUGUUACAAAAUAUACAUCACGUUUCAAUGUAAAUGUAGAGAAUAGGGUGGAAGGGGAAACACCUUCAUUUUGUAUUUUUUAGUCUCCUUAUUGAACACACUACAGUAUAAAAUCUGUGUUUUCUGAAUCUGCGUAUCAUGUAAUAAUUAUAAUUUGAAUUGAAAGAUAUUUUUCUUUAUGGCUAAUAAAACAGAUAUAUUUCUGUUUGAAAAGCUUUUUAAAAGUUUUAUUUUUCUCUUUUAAAAC